Messenger RNA from Carassius auratus (goldfish), 1501 nucleotides. It is a transcript of the gene slc25a45, whose product is annotated as solute carrier family 25 member 45. The record is from RefSeq and is a predicted model, not a curated record. Gene Ontology annotation, molecular function: transmembrane transporter activity. The transcript has 6 exons. NCBI's taxonomy places the organism in Eukaryota, Metazoa, Chordata, Actinopteri, Cypriniformes, Cyprinidae. The coding region runs from base 34 to 900 and encodes 288 amino acids. Gene Ontology annotation, cellular component: mitochondrion. Gene Ontology annotation, biological process: transmembrane transport.
AUCGGUGUAUUUUACAAGUUUAAUGAAUGUGCCAUGCCGUUUGUGGAGUUCGUCGCAGGCUGGAUUUCAGGUGCUGUUGGUUUAGUUGUUGGCCACCCUUUGGACACCGUAAAGGUACGCUUGCAGACCCAGGCUGUGUAUAGAGGGAUAUUUGAUUGUGUGGCCAAAACAUACAAACAUGAAGGAUUUCGUGGAUUUUUUAAAGGCAUGUCAUUUCCUGUCGUCUCUGUAGCCAUUAGCAACGCUGUGACUUUUGGUUCAUACACUAAUGCGCUGGAUUACCUUACUCGGUCGGGUCACAACAACUCUGACCAAAGCAAGCAGUCAUCACUCACUACUGUGUUCGUGGCCGGGUGUUUUUCAGGGAUAGCACAGUUGUUUGUUUCAGCGCCAAUAGACCUGGUUAAAGUGCGCCUGCAGAACCAGACAAAGUCAGGUGGGAAUAAGUACAGAGGUCCCAUACAUUGUAUUGCUGUGAUUUUAAGAGAGGACGGGGUCAAAGGCCUUUUCAGAGGAAUUUGGGCUCUUGCCCUGCGGGACGUGCCUUGUCUUGGACUUUACUUCCUGCCAUAUGAGCUGAUCUGCAGGAUGCUGACUGAGAAAGGGAAGCAGCCAGGUAACACUGCUGUCCUGUUGGCCGGUGGUGUUGCUGGAGUGGUCACAUGGGCCUGUGCCACCCCCAUGGACGUGGUGAAGGCUCGACUGCAGAUGUGUGGCGGUGGUGGUCGCAUGUACAGUGGUGUGCUGAACUGCAUUACUGUGAGUGUGCGUGAGGAGGGCAUGCGGGUCUUCUUCAAAGGCCUUCUUCUGAACAGCGUGAGAGCAUUCCCUGUGAACGCCGUGACCUUCCUCAGCUUUGAGAUGCUGCUGAGAGCCAUGACCAACUUACCUAAGGACUGAAGGACAGCUGCAGGAUGAUGGAUUUUUGUAGGCCAAAACCCAGAAACAAGUUUGCAAAUUAGCAUUUCCAUUGGUUCCAUCAUUUUUUUAAUGGAGCAUUGGUUAAAUAGCUGAAAUAAGGUCUAUGGUGAACACAAGCUCAAUAUAUCUUAAAGGGCUAGUUCACCCAAAAAUGAAAAUUAGCCCAUUAAUUACUCACCCUUCAAGGGGUGAACAACGGCCUCCUGUAGCCAAUCCAUUUGUUUAUGUAAGAAAACACCGUCGCCGUUGCGCAUGCGCCGGUGAGUCUCUUGAAAACUAACAUUUGUUUACAGGAGUAAUGGAAGCAAAGUUCCUUACUUUAGCAAAGGAAAACCAGUCUCCUUUUGGCCUAUAUUGAAAUCCUCCAACAUUCUUCUUUACAAAUCCUCGAUUUGUACUUCUAAUUCGUAACUGCUGUUUUGUUUUGAUCUCUCCGCUGCGCUUCCAUGUUCGUCACUUCAGAGCGGCGCAUGCACAAUGCCAACCUCAUAGGUCAUCUGCCCGCUGACUGCCAUUAAACAGCAUGGAAGAUCAAACUCUGGACUCGUCUGAAAAAAGAAAGUAGGUAACACUUUAUAAU